Molecule: messenger RNA, 1979 nt
Organism: Lytechinus variegatus (green sea urchin)
Lineage: Eukaryota; Metazoa; Echinodermata; Echinoidea; Temnopleuroida; Toxopneustidae
Product: macrophage mannose receptor 1-like
Exons: 11
Coding region: 272-1948 (558 amino acids)
Molecular function (GO): signaling receptor activity
Source: RefSeq, a predicted model, not a curated record
UCCAGGCAACAAUGAUCUACCUACAAGAAAUUGCAGUUAAUAUACUUCUUUUACACCAUUUAUCUGCCCUAAAACAUUAAACAAACGAGAGACAAAUAUUGUCGAAUAUUGUCAUCAGAGGCAUAUGUAACUCCGCGGUGAUGGAGUAAUUAUUUGAGUUCAAUUUGACGAAACUGAUAACAACAAAUACGUGGAGAAUAUACUGCAUCAGUAUUCCAUUUUUUUUUCAAUGUAUAUAUUCUAAAAUCGAAUUCUAUACGCUAUUGGAAACAUGUUCAGGUCUGUGUUAUUGGUCGCAUUUGUCGUCAGUUCAGCAUACUCAGCUGGUGACGAUAAAGGUGGAGAAGGUGCAUGUGCUUUACCCUGGAUACAAUUUGAAGACCAGUGUUACACCGAACCUGGUUAUACAUCUGGUACUUUUAUGACUUGGAGCGAUGCUAGAGAGGAAUGCAACAGGAUAGGUGGAGACUUAGCCAUCAUUCACUCCCAACAUGCUCAGGCCUUUCUGACAGCAGUGAUGGAAUAUGAACUACAUGAUGUUUGGAUUGGUUUAGCAAACGACCAAUCCACACCAAGGUUUACUUGGAUCGAUGGUUCCUCACCCAACUACACCAACUGGGGUCGAGAGCAACCGGACGGAUAUCCGGAGAGUACAGGACCAAAUCCACCGGCAUGUGUUGUUAUGAUGUCGAUCAAAACAGAAGCUGGGAGGUGGAAUGACCAAGAUUGUGAUCGACAGUUACCUUAUUACUGUCAGAAACCAGUAGAUCCGAGCUUGACACCCCCUCCACCGGGAGGUAUUUCACUUUGUAGACAGGAUUAUAUUUCCUACUUCCAGGGGUGUUUUAAAUAUGUAUCCGAUAAUCUGAAUUAUGAUGAGGCUGAGACCGCUUGCGCCAAAGACAUGACACAUCUGGCAACAAUCGGUGACGCAUACGAUGAGGCUUUUAUCGAGACGCUCAUGUACGAAAACGGACACAACUCGGCAUGGAUAGGACUGCGCAAGCAACAGGAUUCUGUCUACGAAUGGAAUGAUGGUUGGCCCGUAUACUACACUGCGUGGGGUGCAGGGGAACCCUCUGGGGGAGAGGGGGAAGGGUGUGUCGAAGCAACCGUUCUAGGACAUUGGGAUGAUACCAUGUGCACCAAGGGACAACCUUUCAUCUGCAAAUAUACAGAUACCUCAAUACCAGUACCAGGGCCCACCUCAGAUGGUUACUGUGAACAAGACUGGAUAGAAUACGGUUCCCAUUGCUAUCUUUUCAUGACGAACAUCGACAAAGUGCCGCGUACAUGGUCAGAAGCUAACCAAGACUGCGUGGCAAACAACGCAACACUCUUAACGGUGCACAGUGAAGAUGAAAAUUACUUUAUUCUUAGGCAGUUGCAGUUGAGAAGCGCAGACGAUGAUACGACGAAGACACAUGUCGAGGCAGCUGGUGACUUGUGGCUGGGUGUCUUGAGGAACGAUGAAGGAGGUUUCGAGUAUUUAGAUUAUGAACCAGUGGAUUAUGUGAACUGGGGAACAGGAGAACCACAUAACGGAGAAAACACAUACUGUGUCGUCAUGCAGACGGACAUCGUAGGACAUUGGGCUACUUCACAAUGCGAUAUCCUCAUUAAAUACGGAUGCAAAAAAGCAAAACUUCCUGUUACACCAUCGCCUCCUACGUCACAACCUCAGAGUGGAGGAUCUACAGUUUCUAGUCAACCAAUACUAAGCACAUUAACAACAUUAUCUACAUAUACAACCAAUGGACCGUCAGAUCCUUCAGUCGGACUAUCGCCUGGUGCAAUAGCUGGUAUCGCAAUUGGGACCAUUGCAGUUGCUGGACUCCUAGCCACUGUUACAGUCUAUCUCAUCGUUAACAAAAAGAAGUCAGUGCCACAUUCACAAUUCAACGAUGAAAUCGAUAUCUCUAGUUCCAAAGAUGCUUCAAGGCCGUGAUUUACAACAGAAUUCUAAUUCAGUAUGAGAC